Molecule: messenger RNA, 1763 nt
Organism: Brassica oleracea var. oleracea
Lineage: Eukaryota; Viridiplantae; Streptophyta; Magnoliopsida; Brassicales; Brassicaceae
Product: glucose-6-phosphate/phosphate translocator 1, chloroplastic
Exons: 5
Coding region: 268-1434 (388 amino acids)
Biological process (GO): transmembrane transport
Cellular component (GO): membrane; Golgi apparatus
Molecular function (GO): antiporter activity; phosphoglycerate transmembrane transporter activity; triose-phosphate transmembrane transporter activity
Source: RefSeq, a predicted model, not a curated record
UAUACUGCAUAUAUAUAUAUAAUUAUCUUUUCUCUAUAAACACUGUGAAGAAGAACAUGAGCUCGAGUUGUUGUAAUAAGAACAUCGAGUUUUUGUAAGAUCUCUCUUGAUCUGAAUUGUUCUUCGUUUUAGAUUCCGGGUCAAACCCUUGAUCGAUUCUCUUACUUAAUAACGAACGGCCUUCUCCGUGAUCAAAGUUUUAAUAUUUUAUUUUAAUUCGACGAAAAAGUCUUUUCCUUUUCUCUUUCUCUCUCUUUUAUUCCGACGAUGGUUUUAGCGGCGAAGCAGGCUCUCUCCGCUAAGAUCGGGUUCUCCAACCCUCUUUCGCGACGGAACCCAUCUUCCCCGCUCCAACGAUCACCUCUCGCCGCCUCGUUUCCAUCGACGGACCUUCGGAAACGCACCGUUUUAGCCGUCUCCAAGCCUCUGCACCUCUCUCCCAUGAGAGCGAAGCCUCCGGCGAGACGCGAGGCCUACGAAGCCGAUAAGUCGGAGCCUCAGCCGAUCGAUGAUGAUGCGGCGGAAACGAAGUCGGAGGCGGCGAAGAAGCUGAAGAUCGGAAUCUACUUCGCGACUUGGUGGGCGUUGAACGUUGUGUUCAACAUCUACAACAAGAAGGUGUUGAACGCUUACCCUUAUCCUUGGCUUACCUCCACGCUCUCUCUCGCGGCUGGUUCGUUGAUGAUGCUCAUCUCUUGGGCUGUUGGGAUCGUUGAGACUCCGAAAACUGAUUUCGAUUUCUGGAAAACUCUUUUUCCGGUUGCUGUGGCACAUACGAUUGGUCAUGUGGCUGCAACGGUGAGUAUGUCAAAGGUUGCGGUUUCCUUCACUCACAUCAUCAAGAGUGGUGAACCGGCGUUUAGCGUUCUUGUCUCGAGGUUCCUUUUGGGUGAAACCUUCCCUACUUCGGUUUACUUGUCCCUUAUUCCGAUCAUUGGUGGCUGUGCUCUCUCUGCUCUUACUGAGCUUAACUUCAACAUGACUGGUUUCAUGGGAGCGAUGAUAUCGAACUUGGCUUUUGUGUUCCGUAACAUCUUCUCAAAGAAGGGAAUGAAGGGAAAGUCUGUGAGCGGAAUGAACUACUAUGCUUGUCUCUCCAUGCUAUCACUCUUGAUUCUCACCCCCUUUGCAAUUGCGGUUGAAGGUCCUCAGAUGUGGAUCGAUGGCUGGCAAAAGGCUCUCUCCGACGUCGGACCUCAAUUCGUCGGGUGGGUGGCUGCGCAGAGUGUGUUCUAUCAUCUCUACAACCAAGUGUCUUACAUGUCUUUAGACCAAAUCUCUCCCUUGACGUUUAGUGUCGGUAACACCAUGAAGCGUAUCUCAGUCAUUGUCUCCUCCAUCAUUAUCUUCCGCACCCCUGUCCAGCCCGUUAACGCUCUUGGAGCUGCCAUUGCUAUCCUCGGAACCUUCUUGUAUUCCCAGGCAAAGCUUUGAUCGGGCAAGACAUGCAGUGUUCCAGUCCGAUGUUGAGCUCGUUGAUUUCGGCUAAAACCGGGGGAAAGAGCUUGAUGUAGAUAUGCGUCCACAAUAAUAAUGAAGAAAUUAUGAGAAUGGAGACAACAAGGUUUAGUUUGUUAGGCAGUUUCUUUUUCUUAAUUAAGCUUUUUGGAUUUAAGUAUUUGAAUUUGGGGGAAUACUGAGAAGAUCACUGCCUCUUUGUAACUAAAGUGGGAAAAUACAAAAUUGUCCCCUUGAGAAUAAAACAACUUUCUUCAACUUGGAGAAUUUUAAAAUAUAUAUAAUAAUAUUUCAAGAUUAAUCUC